AUGAGUGAAGAACAUCCAGCAGUAGUUAUAGAUAAUGGUUCUGGUUAAUGCAAAGCAGGAAUUGCAGGAGAUGAUGCUCCAAGAUGUUGUUUCCCAGCCAUAGUUGGAAGACCUAAACAUUAAGGAAUAAUGGUGGGUAUGGAUACAAAGGAAGCUUAUGUUGGAGAUGAAGCAUAAGCUAGAAGAGGUGUUUUGUCUUUAAAGUAUCCAAUUGAUAAUGGAAUUGUAAAUAAUUGGGAUGGUAAGGAGUUUAAUAUAUAAUUUAGAUAUGGAAAGAAUAUGGCAUCAUGCAUUCUUUAAUGAAUUAAGAGUAUCUCCAGAAGAUCAUCCAGCCCUUUUAACUGAAGCUCCAAUGAAUCCAAAAGUUAAUAGAGAGAAAAUGACUUAGAUAUUGUUUGAAACAUUUAAUGUUCCAUCAUUCUAUGUUUAAAUUUAAGCUGUUCUGUCUUUAUAUGCUUCAGGAAGAACAACAGGAGUAGUGGUAGAUUCAGGAGAUGGUGUAACACACACUGUACCUAUUUUUGAAGGUUAUUCUCUUCCUCAUGCCAUUCAAAGGAUAGAUUUGGCAGGAAGAGCUUGCACUUAAUAUCUUGUAAGUAUUUUGAAUGAAUUGGGAAUAUCAUUUACUUCAUCAGCUGAAUUAGAAAUAGCCAGAGACUUGAAAGAGAGAUUAUGUUAUGUUGCAUUAGAUUAUGAUGCUGAAAUGAAAACAUAUAAAGAUAGUGCUGCUAAUAAUAGACCUUAUGAAUUGCCAGAUGGAAAUGUUGUAGUCAUUCAAAGUUAAAGAUUCAGAUGUCCAGAAUUAUUAUUUAAACCAAACUUUAUUGGAUUAGAAGUGCCAGGAAUUCAUGAAUUAACAUUUAAAUCAAUCAUGAAGGCAGAUAUUGAUGUUAGAAAAGACUUGUAAAUUUUAAAUCUAAUUAUAAUAUAGAUAUGGAAAUGUUGUUAUGUCUGGAGGUACAACUAUGUUCCCAGGAAUCCCAGAGAGAUUAAGUAAAGAAUUAACAAAUUUGGCACCAUCUUCAAUGAAAGUCAAAGUAGUAGCUCCACCAGAAAGAAAGUUUUCAGUAUGGAUAGGUGGAUCUAUCUUAUCAUCACUAUCAACAUUUUAAGCAAUGUGGGUUACAAGAUCAGAAUACGACGAAGCAGGACCUUAAAUAGUUCAUAGAAAAUGCUUUUGA
Paramecium pentaurelia is the source of this 1181-nucleotide messenger RNA. The record is from the annotation of a GenBank genome assembly. Lineage: Eukaryota; Ciliophora; Oligohymenophorea; Peniculida; Parameciidae.